UUUAUCUUAAUUAUUCCUUUUUUCGAGAAACCAGAAUGUCUGGAAUAACGAAAUUAUUAACAAAGAACCAGCAAUGGUCAAAGCAAGUUAAUCCGGAUGUAUUAAAGAAAGCAUCUGAGGGUCAGUGGCCAAGCGUUUUGUGGAUUGGCUGCAGUGACAGCAGAUGCUCUGAGGCUAGCAUCCUAGAGAGCGAACUAGGCGAGGUAUUCACCCACAGAAAUAUCGCUAAUCAGUUCAACAAGAAUGACUUCAACGCAAAGUCUGUCGUCGAUUACGCGAUCAACCACCUCAACAUCAAGGAGGUUGCCUUGUGUGGACAUACCAGCUGCGGCGGUAUGGCUGCGAGCAAGGCUGUCUUAGAAGGUGGACAGGCAGAUCCAAACAGCCCUAUCACCCAGUGGUUGUCUCCGUUCAUCACGCACUGCAGCCAAUUAAAGAAGGAGAUGUCGAUUGAGGAGAUUACUCUCGAGAACAUAAACUACAACAAGAAGAACUUGGUAGAAUACAUCAACAACGAGAAAAUAAUCGUUAAAGGACUUCUCUUUAAUAUAAAAUCUGGUGAAAUUCAAGAAAUUUAAUAAAUUCCAUUCAAAUUCCUUAGUUUACUUUCUUGUACUCUUACGCUGAUGAGAGAUGUCAAAUCUAAUUAAAUUCAAUCAA
Molecule: messenger RNA, 660 nt
Organism: Wallemia mellicola CBS 633.66
Lineage: Eukaryota; Fungi; Basidiomycota; Wallemiomycetes; Wallemiales; Wallemiaceae
Product: carbonic anhydrase
Exons: 2
Coding region: 36-578 (180 amino acids)
Biological process (GO): cellular response to oxidative stress; cellular response to carbon dioxide
Molecular function (GO): carbonate dehydratase activity; zinc ion binding
Source: RefSeq, a predicted model, not a curated record